CUCGGAAUACAGGUAACUUAGAGGAAAAAACAACGGCGAUCACACGACACUGACUUCAGCUUCCGGGUGUGGAAGGGAUUUGAUGAUUUUUUGGGGGGUACGUUCAGCAGACCUAAACAUUCUGAAACGCGAACAGCUUUUUAUUACUAUUAUUAUUUUGUUGCUAUUAAGCGUAUUUUAACUUUUACACACAAUGCGCAACUUUUCAAAUCGCUGAAAAUAUUAUCUCGGCGCUUGCUGUGGAAUUUUAAUAUUUUUUUUUUUUUUUUUUUUUUUAAAUGGUCAAAGACGUAGGACCGACGUGUAUAUGCAUGUUUUUGACCCAUGGAGGCUGCCUGGGUUAAUCCAUUAUGAUGUAACAAAGGGAAUUCCCGAGAGAUUUUUUCCUCCCAAUAAAACGGCACCGCAUCCAGCCUGUUAUAAAAAAUAGAGAAACUUGAAAGAAACGUAUGCUCACACGCAAUAGAAAUAAAUUGUCUCCUCAGGUUCAUCACUGCCUGUGCUUCAGGUUUCAGUCAUGAUAACAAGAAGCUGUCAGGAAGAGGAUGGAGCUGGUUGCCCUGGUAACCUGAAGUGUUUUGCUCUUGGCACAGUGGGAGAGAAAGUGUUGCAUUAUUGCUCAGUGUGUUAAUGGGGAAGAUAGUGCAACAACAACCAAGUGUAUUACCAGAAAUGUGGUGCAUAGGAAUGUUCGUGCCAAAGUCUCGUUAAGUAUUCUACAGUCUUUGGUGUGUACAGGGUCAUUAUUUAGUGACUCUGUUUCGCCAGUAGAUGGAGACAAGUGACGGUCUUCAUGAUCGAGUCAUUUAGUCAUUCAUUCAGCACUGAUACAAUGCCACUGUGCUACUUGGAAACACUGCAGUUAGGCAGGUAGGAUGGUCUAUCAUAGCCCUCUGACUGAAGAAUAUGAUUGAAUGGAUUUUAUGAUCCUACGCCUGGCAUAGAUGAUAUAAAUGCAUACAAAUUUAGAACCUAUUGAUUGCUAUUGGAAUGUAAACAGACUUUCAGGCAGCGCAACAAAACCCCAAUCAUCUACACUACAUUAAAAAAAGUUAUUGUAAUUUUUUGUCAUAUUUUUACAGGUUUAACGGAACACAAUGGAAAUAUUUGACCCCUCCGGUUGGCAUUCACGGCAUUAAACGGAGCUGAACGUACUUCACUUCUGGACAAACAUAUGGGGAAGUUCUGUUUUGAGAGAUCUACCGAGUGUUGUACAUGCUGGGGUUCUCCUGAGACGCUGUAUUUUAUGCUUCAUAUUUAUCAUUAAACUUUGAUUAAACUAAGAAACUGGAGAAUGAAAUCCAUGUUUUAACUGGACAUUCCAUAGGCAUGAUGGUAUUUUAUAUAUUUUAUAUCACUGCACACUUAAACCUACCUAACUUUCUGCAUGUUUAGGUCAUAAAACUUCAUCCUGUAUAAUCUCUAUGAGCUCGGGGACCAAAAAUGUCCAAAUAAUGUCAAAAUUUAGUAGUAUUCCCAUCCUCGACAAAGAAUACUAACGUAAUAAAUACCAGGUACACACACACACACACACACACACACACACACACACACAACCAACACUACAUUACAUCUGCAGUACAUUUAGCAAAAACGUGUAUGUAAUGCAUUCUAGAUAAAACUGAGAUAAAGUUCUACUGAUAUUUUGCAGUUAAAUGCUGAUUUUUAAUGGCUAACGUAACAUCAUGAAAAAUCAUUGAUGAGCUGCAGAAUACAUUAAGCAACACAAUGGAGUUUUCUCAUUUAUUUAGACUGACUGAAAUGCAUUUUUUAAAAUAAUUGUCAUGUCUUGUGAGUGUAACACCCGCCAUAAGUCCUGAUGGCCUCUAGUGGCUACCCGCGAAACUGCAUCGCAUCGAGAUUUCGUCCUCACUGAUGGUUCCCAGCGGCCAUGUGUUAAUUAUUUUUCCACACCUAACUUUUCCGCUUUCCUUCAACAAAACGCAAAAACAAAGGCAGUCAUUAGGGAACUUUAUGGUGUUGUGAAACCAGUCUUUACACAGCAGGGAGGAAGAAUGGACCAGUUUUAAUUCUUUAUUACUUAAAGUUAGUGCAUCACAGAAUGUGGGGAGGCUUUGUCACUGUUUUUCUCAGACCGACAAUCACGGUUAUGCAACGCUUGUUUUAGAUAUCCUUGUAGAUCAACAAUAUCCUACUACGCACGGAUAUUAAUUACAGAUGUCGUUUUAAAUAUUAGUGCAAAUGUAAACAUGCACCAAGUGAUUACUUUAAAUAUCCACUGCAGAGGAUACGACAUGUUUUACCAGAACCACAGUCCAGAUGUUGUGAGGAGAGGGGAUGUGAUGGAGUAUUACAGCAACGGAUUCUGCAGAGGCAGCGGUGAAGAAAGGACACUCAAGGUCACGUUGCUUGGAUAUAAGGUCAUAGAGGAAAAGACAAAGUUUACUGUCUACAAGAUCUUAGUGAAGCGUGCACCAGAAGAGAGCUGGCACAUUUUUAGACGAUACACAGACUUCUCUCAGCUACACGACAAGCUCAAGGAGGUGUUUCCUUCGUUUGACUUUGUCCUACCGCCCAAACGUUGGUUCAACAACUUCAGCGCUGAAUUUCUAGACGAGAGACAGCUGGGCCUACAAAACUUUCUACAAAACCUGGUUGCCCAUAAAGAUGUGCGAAAAAGUGAGGCGGUCCGAGAAUUCCUGCGUCUGGAAGACCCACCCUCUGCUUCUGACGAUAUUAGAGAAAGAUGGGCCUACUGCGAGACACUGGGAGCAACCAACUGUUGCCUUCGAAGAGACUUAAUGGACGUUGGGAGAGAGACUGAGUCCCUGAGAAAUGCCUUGCUGCACAAAGAGCUCCAAAUUAGCCAGCCUGAGAGAACAAAGAAAACCCAAGAGGAACUGGACAGAGAGCCCCAAGAAGCUUUAACAGCACAGGAAUAUAAAGCGGAGCGAGACGCCCACAGGAGACCAAAUAAAAGUCCUGAACUGGGGUUCAUAAGGAGUCAUGGAGCAUGCUGGUGCGGAUCAGCAACCGACAGUCCAGAAAAGCACGCUUCCAAGAACCCAAUCAAAUAAAUUAACAGAAAGGAUAUACGAGAGCGCUUUCUUCAAAUCUUCUGUUUGUUCUUAGUAAUAAGAACAGAAAAGCUUUUUUUUUGUUUAAUCUGGAUAUUUCAAAUCCGAUUGAUGCCAGAUAAUGAUUCUCGGAGCACAAACGCUUUUUAAUGAGGUAACUGAAAAGAAAAACGUUUUAAUGACGUUGGUGAGUAAAUGCGUGAUUCUAUAAGGUUUGUUUUGUAGGGAGUUUAUAGGACAGCCGCGUCAAAACCCACACUUUGGACUAUAGCAGCCAAAAAGAAACAUCGCUUUGUACAGUUUUGUACACAAUUGUCUGUUCAUUACCCAGAUUUUUGACUUCUGUUUUGGAUUACUCACAUUUGGGAAUCGGCUUUGAGAUUUGGGUUGCGGAAUAAAUUGCUACGCUUGGAUUCUUCUGAUUCAUCCCCGGACAUGAUCACAAAUGGGUCAUCAAGCCAGGAACCGUAAAGCUUCUUGGAAAAAGAAACCAAACUUCUUGGAAAAAGAAUAAAAAAAUACUUCUAUGUAGUACUUAUCUGGAUGUUUUAUUCAUGCAUGUAUCAUAUGUGGUAGAGAUAUUUUCUGUCACGUGUUUAAUGUAGUGCAGCUGGUUCUGCGCAGCUGGAAUCUGUCUACACAACAUGUCAGUGUUGACCGGCAGGACCUUUCUGGUGAAGCUGGUCAGUUAAGAAGACUGUAGAACUGUCAUAAAGUCAAUAAAGUCAAUUUUUGGUGAAAUGUCUGAUGUAAGCUCUGAGUUUAGAUGCUGCAUGGUUGGUAUCAUGCAGCAUCUAAAUCUCAAUAUGAAAUAGAUUCUGCAGUGACGAUAUAUUUUUGUUUAGCAUUACCCUUGGAACCCAAUAG
Molecule: messenger RNA, 3905 nt
Organism: Puntigrus tetrazona (Sumatra barb)
Lineage: Eukaryota; Metazoa; Chordata; Actinopteri; Cypriniformes; Cyprinidae
Product: sorting nexin-16-like
Exons: 9
Coding region: 2211-3038 (275 amino acids)
Biological process (GO): early endosome to late endosome transport; endosome to lysosome transport; protein targeting to lysosome
Cellular component (GO): extrinsic component of endosome membrane; early endosome; late endosome
Molecular function (GO): phosphatidylinositol binding
Source: RefSeq, a predicted model, not a curated record